AUGGAGCCACCAAGCCAAAGCUCGAACUUCAACAAGCAGCCAAGGAGAGAAAACAACUAUUGCUCACAAUGCAACAAAUGCAAUCAAUGCCAUCGAGGCGAGUGCAACAACCACAACUGCUUCACCUGUGGAAAGUCGGAUCAUUUUUCCAGGCACUGCUCAAAUCAUGGUCAGAAUAGAGGAAACGACCAACCAAAGCCAAUAGGAACUGCACCGCAAGUCUAUGCACUUACCCAAGGAGAUAAAGGAUCUGGAACUUCUGACAUGGUGUCAGGUCAGCUUUAUGUGGCUAAUAACUCAGCAUAUGUAUUGAUGGACACUAAUGCAUCCCAUUCUUUUAUUGCUGCAUCUUAUGUUGAUAUGAUAGACAGGAAGCCUGGGCCUAUGGAAAAUGUAUGUGGUGUAUCCUUACCUUCGGGGGAGGAUAUGAUGGUACGGUCUCGGGUUAGAGUUGUACCAGUCUGGGUAGAAGGUCAGGAGUUGACCAUGGAUUUGCUAGUUUUAGAUUUACAUGAGUAUGAUGUUAUUUUUGGUAUGGAUUGGCUAACCAAAUACGGGGCGGUGGUGAAUUGUAAAUGA
Messenger RNA from Humulus lupulus (European hop), 579 nucleotides. RefSeq lists its product as uncharacterized. Lineage: Eukaryota; Viridiplantae; Streptophyta; Magnoliopsida; Rosales; Cannabaceae. The record is from RefSeq and is a predicted model, not a curated record. The transcript has a single exon. Gene Ontology annotation, molecular function: nucleic acid binding; zinc ion binding. Bases 1 to 579 code for a protein of 192 amino acids.